Seriola dumerili (greater amberjack) is the source of this 1609-nucleotide messenger RNA. RefSeq names its product high mobility group 20B (gene hmg20b). Gene Ontology annotation, biological process: regulation of gene expression. Gene Ontology annotation, cellular component: nucleus. The record is from RefSeq and is a predicted model, not a curated record. Lineage: Eukaryota; Metazoa; Chordata; Actinopteri; Carangiformes; Carangidae. The transcript has 9 exons. The coding region runs from base 49 to 945 and encodes 298 amino acids.
GGCAGGCUUCUCUUCCUGUUUGGCCAAAGGAUUCAUUAUCGGGAGAUCAUGGGAGGGAUCAAACAGGAGCAGAGUGAUGCAUCGCAGCAGCCCAGAGCCUCGCAUUCAGCGGAUCAGCCACAAGAGGAGCCUAAAAAGAGAGGUUGGCCAAAAGGAAAGAAAAGAAAGAAGGUGCUACCAAAUGGUCCCAAGGCACCAGUAACAGGAUAUGUCCGCUUUCUGAAUGAACGGCGGGAACAUAUGCGGGCCCGAUAUCCUGACUUACCUUUUCCAGAAAUCACUAAGAGACUCGGAGCCGAGUGGACAAGAUUAGCCCCAAAUGACAAACAGCGCUAUCUGGACGAGGCGGAGCGGGAGAAGAUGCAAUAUGCCCAGGAGCUGAAGGAAUAUCAGCAGACUGAGGCCUAUCAGAUCACCAGUGCUAAGAUACAAGACAAAAGGAUCAAGAAAGAAGACACUCCAUCUGUCAUCAUCAGUACUAGUUCAGGGUCAUCUUUAACAAAGGCUUCUGACCUCUCAAGCAGAUUCGACAUCCCUAUCUUCACAGAGGAGUUUCUUGAUCAGAACAAAGCUCGUGAGGCUGAGUUGCGACGGCUUCGUAAGGCCAACAUUGAGUUUGAGGAGCAGAAUGCGGUGUUGCAGCGGCACAUUAAGGACAUGUACAACGCUAAAGAGCGCCUGGAGGCUGAACUGGGGCAGGAUGAGAAGCGCACCCAGGCUCUUCAGCAGCACUUGUUGGCCAUUAAACACACGCUGGUCAACAGUCUCUCAUCAGUCCCCCUCCCAGGUCAGAAGUCAGGUACAGGUGAGACAGCCUCUCUUGGGAACCUGGACUCAUACCUGAGUCGUCUCAGUGGAGUGCUGGAGGGAAACCCCCACAAGCACCGUGCUCUGCUCACCCAGCUUUGUGAGGUCCUCUCUCAUUUUGACAGUGAGAAGUUAUGAGGAGACUCCAUUGAGAAACCCUUUCAUUCCUGCAUCACGACGGGCUCAGUGGUAUUAGGUGAAGUCAGUGCCAUUCAACAACACAUGUGGAUAUCUCAAGGAUAGUAAAGGCAAGGGUACAAGCACUUCAAAACACCACACACAGACAAUGUCUACAUGCCUCUUCUUUAUGAAUAUAUUUAUUCUGUGGAAAAUGUGUAUUCACGCACAGGAUUUUUUGUUAAUGUAAAUCUGUGUGGCAGUGUUGAGGGUUUUUACAGUUGAGGAAUUUCAUUAAGUGUAAUGUAAUUUUAACUUCUCAACUGCCGUAAGUAAAUUUGGAUUGACCGUAAUUCUAUUGUAUAGCUUUGUAUCAGCAGUUACCUACAGGCCCAUGACCUGUCCAAUAAGAUAAGCCGAACAACCAGUUUACAUUGAAUGCCAUUUGGCCUGCGGUGGUUGGAAAAUGUGUACGUAGUUUUAUUUAGACUGCAUGGAGAAAAAAAACUGGAAAGGAUGAAAAUAAAAUGUAAGGGUAUACAUGUUUGAAUUUAUAUUGAUAAUGGCAGGUUGUGGGAUGGAUAAGCAGUUUCACAUAUUGUCAGAAAAUUAUAUAUUUGUGUACAUUUGUAUUUUUUGAAAUGUUCAUUAAACCAUACUUAAAAUGUCUCCAACAAAACAUGAA